This is a messenger RNA of Drosophila hydei, 1255 nucleotides long. Its product is annotated as vitellogenin-1. The record is from RefSeq and is a predicted model, not a curated record. NCBI's taxonomy places the organism in Eukaryota, Metazoa, Arthropoda, Insecta, Diptera, Drosophilidae. Bases 19 to 1161 code for a protein of 380 amino acids. The transcript has 2 exons. Gene Ontology annotation, molecular function: lipase activity.
GCUCCAACUAGCAACAGAAUGAAGCCCUUAACCUUGUUAAUAUCAGUACUCGCCGUACUGGGCGUGGCUAACGGCCAGAAUUCGACCAGAGACGGCAGAAGGAAUGCAGCCUUGCUGCGCUUACAGCGCGACCAGCUGCAGGACCAGUUGCGCGGCUUAGUCAUCGGACUGCCGCUUGACAUCAGCUUCUCGGCAUUGACGUACAUUUGCAGCACCAUCAUGGAUCUGGGUCUGGUGCAGUCCAAAAUCGUGCCAGACAUGUCGCUCAUGAACUUCCAGCUGCGUCCCGAUGCCUGCACCAAUAUCAGCAUUCCACUGACCCGGGCCAGCGAGCUGUGGGAUACACCAGGCUUCGAUCAAGACAAGCCGACGGUUAUCUUCAUUACCGGCUGGCACUCCACCAUCAAUAGCUCGAACAGCGGCCCAGUGGCCAAGGCAUUUGCCUGUCGCAACGACACAAACUUUGUGGUGUUAGAUGCAGCCAGGUAUAUAAAGACGAUUUAUACUUGGUCUGCCCUGAACACGGAGGCCAUCGGGCUCUAUGUGGCCCAGGCGCUGCUGCAGCUGGAUCGCGAGUAUGUGACAAAGCACGUGCACAUCGUUGGGCACAGUCUGGGCGCCCAGAUAGCGGGUGCAACUGGUCGCAACUAUAAGCUGUUGACGGGCGGCGCAAUUUUAUCUCGUGUCACCGGCUUGGAUCCGGCCAAUCCGUGCUUCUACGAUGGCAACGAGCUGCCGGGCGUGCGCAGAGGCGAUGCCGUCUAUGUGGACACCAUAACCUCCAAUCCGGGUGUAUCCGGCACUUCCGAUAGCCCGGCCGAUGGCAACUUCUUUGUGCAAGGCUUGGUCCCGAUCAAGUCCGGCUGCAGGGGCAUCGACGCCGUGAGCUGUUCGCAUCAGCGCUCCGUUGACUACUACGUGGAGUCCGUGUAUCCCACAAAUACGGAAAACUUUGUGGGCAGACGCUGCGACCAAUAUGUCGAUCUCUGGACUGGCGACAACUGCAAGAGCAGCGACACAGCCUACAUGGGCUAUGCUGCCUCCGAACUGGGCAUGUUCUACGUGGAUGCCAACGCAGCUGAGCCCUAUGGCACCAACGCUAAUCCGGACAGCUUCACAUCAACCAACAGCGCCUGCGGCCUGUGCAGUGCCGAAAACUAAACGGCCUAGCAGACGGGGCAAUUUACGAUGCUUCCGUCAAAGUCUAUAUGUAACCAGUUAUAAACCAUAAUCAAAUCAGUGAAUAUUAAAGAAA